CUAGCAUAUUGCAUUGUCUUGGUUUCAUUUAUGUGACAGGUUUGCCUUCAGCUAAAACUCCGGGGUGAGGGAGAGGCUGUUUAUUUACAUAGGUUUGUACAGCCGUCUGUGUAUGGAUGUGACUGUUGUGUUCUAACUGCUAACCCAUUUAUAGUGCAACAAGCAGUCACUGGCAUGGAGUUAGGACAUAGUUGGUAUGUACCUGGUGUCAUGGAGAUACCUACUGGAGGAUUGAGACUUGGUGAUUACUACUUGGAUUGGUGAACCGGUGUCAGGAAAAGCAGCAGAGAUGGGUAUCCAGGGAUGUUGUACACACCACGAGGGUGGUGUUUACCAUUGUAGUUGAGAUAACCUUGCACUUGUGUCUCAGCAGUAUUUCUGUGAGGACGGGGGCGCUGCAUGCUGUGAUGUACUGACGGCGAAAGUCAAAUGGCGAUAUUUCGAUGCAGAUGGCGCGCGUUUAUCCGAAGCAAUACGGUACAGGCUGUGGCACUUAGGCUCAUUCCCCGCCGCCUGAUUAGCGUAGGUUCCGCUCCAAGGAAGUUCUGCUCGCGAAAACAGCGACCCUGCUGUGCAAUCGCCGUUUCCUGCGCGCUCUUCCCUCGCCGCAGCUCGCCUAUAUCGACUUUAUCGAUCCUGCCGCGUAGGGCAAAGGUCACUCGAAAAAAUCGAAAAGAACGAACGAUUUUGUGUCCCGCGCCGUGGCCAACGGGAGGAAGCGAGCCUUGGAGACUAUGGCCGCCAACCGCCCUCGUGCGUUGUUGAUCACUUUUGAGUUAGGGGUAAGGGUAGAAAGCAGCAACCUCUCUCUCUCUCCCACCCCACCACCGCUCCCCACCUGUUUUCUUCCUUGCCACCCACCCACCUAUACCGCCAUCUCUCUCUCUGCUCAUUUUCCGGCACACCGGCAGACGGCCAUGAGACGGUGCAUCAAGCGGUGGUCGUCCAGUCGUGCACUGCUUGGACACGCACAGGGGGACGGUAGUAGUGCAGCGUGCACGCCAGCGGCCGACUCGCCCAGCCCGUUGACACACGCGCGCGCGUGCGUGCGUGCACGCAUAUCUUUUUGCUGGCAAAAGCUGCACGGCCGGCACACAGCAUCCACUGGCGUGUUUGGUUUGGUUUCGAUCGUGCAGCAGACGACGAGAAUGAAGGGAGCAGCGUGCUUGCACCGCCAUGUACUGUGUACCCACGCGAGCGCGUGCGCACUCCAGCGCGGGGCCGGCGACUUUCCACUGCGUGCGUGCGGCUAAAAAUAGGCUCUGACCUCUCGAUAGCACACGUGUAUCGGUGUGUACGUGCGUGUAACCUUCGCGAAGGCGGUGGCACAGCAAAAGGUGGUGUAGUGGGGGGGUCGGAGGUAGGUGGGCCCCGGAGGAGAAGCCUAGGAGGCUGGGGGCUGCGCGCCGCUUGUGUCUUUGCCAAGACUGCUGUAUACAGGCACGACCUGGCGCCCUGCACACUGCCGAGAUGCAGGAGUGAGCGAAAGUGAAGAGGGGACCCCGAGUGUUGACCAGAGGAGAGAGAGACUGACACAGCUUGUGCUUCCCCCAGUUUCACCAGCCUUGUUCAGAUUGGAUCAAUCUGUCGCCUGGCCUGUCACCCUUUGCCACCACUCUCCCUCCCUUCUCUCCGCCGCACCCUUCCUCAUCAUAUUCCUUGCUGCCGUUAAAACGUCGGUAACAUUUUUAAACGAGAAAACCGUAGCUGUAAACAGCGGGUCCCACAACAACACACGGUCAGUGUGUGUGUGACGGGAGAUGGCGAGGCGAUGACCGCUCCGUCUUGACGAGGGAAGAUCUGCAACUCGCCAAGGGACCAACCAGCCACCUCGCAUGUGGACAGUCGCGUGCGUGUCCGGCACAUGUUGUGGUCACCGCCGUCUGCUGCUGCUCCAGUGCUGCACGCGCAACUAACAGUGAACCCGCGGCUUUUGUUUUUGUUUUCAUUUUUUUUUUAACCUCGGCCUGCUGUUUUUCGGGGUGGAGCUACGGGCGCAGAUGACCACACCUUCUGCAGGUCUCACGCCGGUGUACGAGUGACUGUACACCAAGGCCGCGCGUCAGCGGGACACGGAGGAUCAUCGCUCCGCUCGUCAGGAGACGUAACCGAUAUACGCCUGAGUUUGGGUUCACCGCCACAUUCAGCAUUACGUCCCCUGCUUCGCCAUAGGUGCAAGUGUGAGACACUAAAUUUUGCACUAGUUGCAAGCAGUGUGGCAUUUUUCUUCCACUGCAGACCUGUCAUCUGCACGUUUAACAUUAACACAGCCAGUACUUCACCAUUCUCUACGGGGUGAGGUUUGCAAGUUUGUGUUUAUACAGCCUCCGGCGUUUGUUGUGACGGCAAGUGGUGGAGGAAAGGCAGUUCGAUCGCCUCCGGUCAGUGAAGAUUGUGAUCGCAAUUCCACAAGUCGUGUUCACAGCUUUCACAACACGCAGGUCUUGACAGUACAACUCGUCCACCGCCAACACCCUCCUCCUCCCCUUCCCCCCCACAAAAAAAAAAAAAAAUUCAGUACGAGAGCACUGCUGUGUCGCCAGUCCCCGAAGUACAGGUGUCAGUGGCGAGAGGGGUCGUCUCAAAGGACCUACACCAGUCUCGUUCUGCGCUCGUGUCCAAGAACAUUGCUUGUGUCGCUCGUGCGAGCUGUCACCGUAAACCAUGAACAUGAGCAUGAACAGCAUGGGUAUGAACGCUCCGGUGCCAGGGCCCCCCGGGCCGGGUCCAGGGCCUGGCCCUGCUCCGCCACCUCCGGAUCCAUUCUACUCAUCUCCGUUUUCUUCCUUCUACAGGAGACCUACUCCCUACAUGGGCCAGCCGGACUACCGCAUACACGAGCUCAACAAGCGCCUGCAGCAACGCAAUGAGGAGAGCGACAACUUGUGGUGGGAUGCUUUCGCAACAGAGUUUUUUGAGGAUGAUGCCUCCCUCACACUCACUUUCUGUUUGGAGGAUGGGCCAAAACGAUACACCAUUGCCCGCACGCUGAUUCCCCGUUACUUCCGCAGCAUAUUUGAGGGGGGAGUCACUGACUUGUACUAUGUGUUGAAGUAUCCAAAAGAGUCCUUCCACAAUACUACAAUUACCCUAGACUGUGAACAGGCCUUGAUGGUCACACAGCAUGGCAAACCCAUGUUCCCUAAUGUAAUCACAGAAGGAAGGCUUAUACUAGAAUUUACAUUUGAUGACCUGAUGAGGAUCCGCUCCUGGCAUUUUGCCAUCCGCCAGCAUCGGGAACUUAUUCCACGCAGUGUUAUAGCUCUGCAGCAAGACCCAGCAAUGAUAGAACAGUUGUCCAAAAAUAUCACACGGCAAGGCCUGACAAACUACACACUUAACUUUCUAAGGCUGUGUGUCAUAUUGGAGCCCAUGCAAGAGCUGAUGUCUCGGCACAAGGCUUAUGGCCUGAACCCUCGUGAUUGUCUCAAGACCACACUUUUCCAGAAGUGGCAAAGAAUGGUGGCACCUCCAGGCAAAGAAUCCACACGACCACCCAGCAAACGACGGAAGAGGAAGGCUUCUACAAGUAACAACAGUAACACAGGCAAUGCCAACAACCGGGACGUGCCCCCAUCAGGCAAGCAGAAACGCUCUCCUGGUCCUCCGGGCUUCAGCAUCGGAUCCUCAGUGCCAGGGGACGUGAUGGUAGUGGGGGAGCCAACUCUGAUGGGCGGUGAGUUUGGAGACGAAGACGAACGACUGAUCACGCGUCUGGAGAACAAUCAGUAUGAGCCAGGGGGACCCGGGCAUGGAGAAGAUGAGGGUGGAGAACAGAAGUUUUCAACAUCACCUGCCUGGGGCGGGGGUCAGGGGGACAAGAAAACUCCACCAUCUGCGGUCUCCUCUGCACCACCUCCAACCUCUGUUGCCUCAGAACCAGAAAUCAAGACAGAGUAGAUGUCAGCACACAAGCAACUUGAAGGAUGAUAACAGGGAUUGCUUAAUACACAUACAAAAAAAUAAUCGUGGUGGUGGGAGGGUGGGGGUGUUGUGCUGGUGUACUUGUGUGACCCAGCAGAGGGGCACAAGGAGCGUGAUCUGAUAAGUUCUCACAUUCUAAAGGAGCGUGUUCCACGAACUCGAACAUUGUCUGACAUUCUAAAUGUUCAUGACUGCAUGAUGGUGACAGUGAUUACACAGAAAACAGUGUCUGUACGUGUGGCUUGUUCUGGAGUAAAAGAGACAAUUGGCCCCCAGUGUUAGUGGGCUGUUCUGUGGAAACAAAAACAUUUGCGUGUAAAUGUACAUUUGUUUGUUUGGGGGGUUUUUUGGUUGUUGUUUUGUUUUUUUGUUUGGAAUGCCUUGAUCAAGAGGUCGAGUAAAGUGACCACACACAAAAAAAUAAAAAUGACGAUACUGUGUAUCUUUCAUGUGGCAGGGCUUAACACAUUCAAGAGGAGGUUCAGGAACGUUUGACAUCUUCAUUCAUCAGCUAUGUGUAUUUCUCAUACAUUUUUAAGCUUAUUCUAGAGUCACUGUCCAUGUCCUAUCUGUUUUGCAAGAAAUUGGCUCAUGGGUGUUUGCAGUCUUUAAAAUGCAUGUGUGAACAUCUAGAGUUCUUGAUGUUAAAAAAAAUGUCUGUCAAAUAUUUUUCUACCAUGUCAUUUUCUUGCAUGGCAGACUUGAACAUUACUUUUUGGGAAUAAACAUUGUUGUCAAAAUCAGGGUUCCUGGGAUUGGUGAAGUAGGAGUGCUUUUUUUAAUAAGAAAAAAUAAUAAGGGUGCCUUGGUCAAUAUUUAAGGAAUUAAUGGUUUCUUUGUUUUGAGCAACUCUUUCAAAUUAUAAAAGUGUUAGUUGUAUUCUGUCUAGAAUUCUUAGCUUGAAAAGGAAAAGCGGGAGGCAUGGAACAGGUUGGCGUGAGAAUGUUAAUGGCUGGCAGGGCAAGGCUGUUGUGUCCCAUGCUGGUUUUAGUGGAAGACAGGGUGGAUAUGAGGAAAGUUGCUGGUUGAAAUUGGUGUGUUAGUGUGAUGUUGAUCAUUAUUAAAUCAUGCAUCAUAUCACUGCUUGUUAUCAGGACUUAUUUGUAACAACUACCAUUUUGGUUGAUCAUUUUAAUGAGCAAUUACAAAACAAUAAGGCAGCAUAGAUGCAAAUUCACUUAGCGUGAUAAUAAAGGCAAGCUUUUUUUUAAUAGUCAUCGAAAGCAUAGCCCAAGGUGUUCUGAAAAAAAGCUUUUUUUAAAAAAAUGAAAGUUGUGGGAAUCGAGAAGAAUUUCCUUAUUGUAGUGCCAAUAUUUUUUUUUAAACUAGUCGUGGGGGUGCAUGCAGGCAGUGAGCAGACAAAACGACCUUGUGCAAGUGCUAUAAAGCUUUUUGUAUGUAAAAGAAAUGGUGGUGGCAUAUGGAUAUAUCACAUCUGUUACAAAGUCUUGUAAAAAUGACCUUCAGUGAUGCAUAGUAAAUUAUAACAAUAGGGGCAUUAGCUACUGCAUGUUGCUGUCCUCAGAAUGCAAGAACUUAGAGCUCAAGGUAUGUGCAUUUCAAUAUUCCUUGCAGUUUAAUUUUUUUUAAAUGCAGAGAAGUUCUCAGGAUCUUUUGGGUAUCCAAGAUAGCUUCAUCCAAGUGUAAUGGUCCUAGCUAGCUCUAGGCGUAGUCAAGAUGCACUAAUUGGAUUUGCCUGUAACUGAAAGCAGACAUGGUAAGCCAUAAGAAUUUGGUGUAUUUUCAACAAUCUUGAAGUAUGCUUUAGUGAGUCACAAAAUGUGGCUUUGGUAUUUGUAUCUCUUUGGCCAUUGAGUCAUUUAGAUUUAGCCUUGGGACUUUAAUAGGAAAGGAAAUAAUGCAUGAUGUGCAGCUGUCCUGUGCAAUGUCACAACCUUAAAACAUUGUUCAGAAAUUUUUCUGGUUGAGAAUACCUUUGGUCAACCAGGUCUGGUAAAAGUACCAAAAGUUUCAGUUUUCACAUUGUAUCAGUUAAAAGUGAAAGUAUACAUUGUGGAAGUCAUUGCUCACUUAUUUAAAAAAAAAGGGGGCAGAGAGAGCUGUCUAAAUUAUUUAUCACAUCGGCUUAUUGGCAUGCACUAUCAACUGAUGCUGCUUUACCAGCAGGAAAGAUAACACAUCCUUCAAGACUGUGAACAGAAAAGGCAGAGGGGGAAAACCAACACAGGAGAUGGCCAUUAUUUGCAUUUCUGGACAUUUUGUUCCUUCCUACUGAUAAUGGAGAGGUGCUUGUUUUAAUGAUGUGAGUAAUAUUCAUGAAGCAUCUUUAUCCACCCUUUCCCUCACAUACAGUAAAUAUGGUGGUGAGUGUCGUUUAAUUCAACUGAGGCAAACACUGAAUUUUGCAAAACCUAACAAAACAGAUAUAGAACUGUUCUGUAACAUUUUCAUUUCAUUUAUAAUGUAAGAGUAGCAUUGCAUGAAAACAUUUCACUCUCCAUGGCUUAAUUUUUAAAUGUUUCACUUUUGGUUGUUUGACCCCUCAACACCAGAAAACACUAUAUGCCAAUGGGUUCAAUAACUUCACCUCCUCAGUGGCUUCUUAUCUGCUAGUUUUCCCGUCAAGAUAACCAUUUGGUUCUGACUAGACUGCUUAUGUCCAUAAAUAUGAGCCCUGGUACCACAUUAUAUAGCGCUCAGUGCACAGUUUGGCAGAAACCAUUGUUGCUGCAAAAACAUUCCUGGUACCACUAUGAUUGGCAUCAUGCAAUCAGCCUGCCAUCAGUCAAGAUUAGAUUAUGUUAUCGUUAAUAUGAUGAGAAAAAAAAGGCACGUUUCUCGUAGAGAAUCAGGGAUUUAUCCCAUCUGACCCGGAGUUUUGACUCAUUGUAUAUUUGAUGACUUUUUAAAUGAAAAUUUUAGCAUACUUUGUGCUUGAAGCACGUGAAAAUAAGAGGAUGUUUUAUAACUGUUGUUAACUGACAUGUCUUGCUGUUGUGUGCUACAUUGUUAUAAUGUUGUGGAUUCUGUUACUUUAACUACUUUGACAGGUUGGUCUAUUAAAAGUAUUUGAUUUUGGUACAUGAUUUAAGAAAUUUUUAGUCUCCAAAAGAUAUGUUAAUACAAUCGAUGCAGCACCCAUUAGCAUGAUAGUUCUCAAAACUAUAUCGGAAUUGUUAAAUAAAAGUUUCAGUAAAGCCCAUUUUUGGCUGCUCUUUGGUGUUCCACUGGCUGGGCAUGGUUUCUUCCAUGCUCGCUGAGCAGUCAAAUGUCUGUGGUAAGAGACAGGACAAUGCUGCAUAGCUCUUGAUAAAGAGGUGCAUUUUAUAUGCACAAGCUAAUAUUUUUACAGGUAGAGAUUUUGGUGAGACUGUCAUGCAAGAAAAACAUGCUGCCAUCUUUUGUAGAUGUUAAUUUUGGCAUUUUUUAAAUAUAUAUUGUAAUGGUUACAUCAUACUGGCACAAUGCAUACAGCCUAUUAAAAGGUAAAUUUAUUCCCUGCCUUAAAUUUUUUCAGACUGAUGAUGUAAUUACAGCAGAAUGUAUGACCACUUAGUUCUUCCGGUAAACAGAAUAUUUUUAACAGUA
Pomacea canaliculata is the source of this 7473-nucleotide messenger RNA. RefSeq names its product LIM domain-binding protein 2-like. Gene Ontology annotation, cellular component: transcription regulator complex; nucleus. NCBI's taxonomy places the organism in Eukaryota, Metazoa, Mollusca, Gastropoda, Architaenioglossa, Ampullariidae. Bases 2665 to 3900 code for a protein of 411 amino acids. Gene Ontology annotation, biological process: nervous system development; positive regulation of transcription by RNA polymerase II; negative regulation of transcription by RNA polymerase II. The record is from RefSeq and is a predicted model, not a curated record. Gene Ontology annotation, molecular function: LIM domain binding. The transcript has 8 exons.